Molecule: messenger RNA, 1772 nt
Organism: Sipha flava (yellow sugarcane aphid)
Lineage: Eukaryota; Metazoa; Arthropoda; Insecta; Hemiptera; Aphididae
Product: trimethylguanosine synthase-like
Exons: 9
Coding region: 331-954 (207 amino acids)
Biological process (GO): 7-methylguanosine RNA capping; 7-methylguanosine cap hypermethylation
Cellular component (GO): nucleus
Molecular function (GO): RNA cap trimethylguanosine synthase activity
Source: RefSeq, a predicted model, not a curated record
AAACAUCAACUUGUAAUUUUAUCACGACCGUUUCGGCGUGGACGCUAAAAAUUGUAAAUCUCCUUGCAAUUUCAAACCGGCGGAAAACUGAUAGGAGCGGCGAAGACAGACCAGUCCUUCGCCGCUCAUAACUGUCGAUGAGUUUUCGUCACCGAUGAACGUUCCGGCAGACGUUUCCUCAUUGAUUCUGGAGCUGACAUAUCAGUCCUGCCAUCGUCUGUUGGUCAGCGACCGGUCUCCGUAACCAUCCUCACUGCCGCUAACGGAACAAGAAUCCAAAUUUACGGGCAGAAGUCGCUCAAUCUCGACCUGCGGCUCACUAGGCCUUUUAUGUGGACGUUCGAGAUCGCAGAUGUCAACAGAGGCAUUAUAGGAGCAGAUUUCCUCCAUUAUUUCGGAUUACUGGUCGACGUCCGCCCUAACCGUCUAGUCGAUCUGAACUCCGGACUUGCAUCGACGAUUGCUACCGAAUUGAACGUCACCUAUAAAUUGUGGGAAAAUCGGUUUGCACGAUUUUCGAAAUUCAACGACGGCAUCAUGCCAGACCCAGCGACCCUUUACUCCGGGCCUCCAGAAGUUUUGGCAAAACUGAUGGCUUCCCGGUGUAAGUCGCUGGGUACUGUGAUAGACCCGUUUUGCGGUUCCGGUGCAAUCGCGAUCCAACUGGCCAUGGUCUGCCACAAAGUCAUCGCGAUGGACAGUGACCCGGUCAAAAUCGCGUUCGCCCGGAACAAUGCUCGUGUGUACGGGGUCGAAGACCAAAUCGUCUUCCUGGUGGGUGACUUCUUUGUCGAUGCCCACUCGCUGCAGAGGGCAGACGGCAUCGUCACGUCACCACCAGUGAACAUGACUAUAGAGGAAAUGGUGAAGUUAACCAAAUUGGCAAGUAGGGUGGCGCCGAAAGUCUUAAUGAGGUUAACAAAGGACCAUGAUUGUCAGAUCUGUACCAAUUAGAGAAUAAAAUAUUUAAUAAAAUUAAUACAGAACAAAUAUGUAUUGAUAGGGAGCCAAAUUCAAUUUUGGCUUUCCUAGGUCCCGGAGUACAUAUUUUUUUAUACCAUUAAACGUUUACAAUAAUUAGGCAUAACUAUAAUCAUCGGUCCAUUGUUCAAUUCACACUUGCAAGUUAAUAAUCUGUUUUAGAUGAAUACGAAUAAUUAUAACGGAAACGUAAAUAGGAUACAAAAGAAAGUGCUUUUGUUUUCUGAUGGGGUAUCUGUUAAUCGUCGUGUGCGUUGGAUAAGAGGUAAUAAUAAUCUUUUUGCAUACGACGAUUACCUCAAAAACGUUGAAGAAUUCUUGAAGAGCCAAAAUCUCAACUGACAGACGAUUCCUCAACACAAUCGGAAGAAUAUAAUACAAUUGAUAUCUGAUAAUGUAUUUCUAAUCUAAUAUAGCUUGGCCAAAGCUUUUGCGCAUCUAUUAAUAUUAGAACGUGAUUCGUUUAGAGAAAGUUAGUCAACAACGUUAAGACCGUUAAAAUACACGAUAUGACAUUUACUUCAACAAAUGGAUUUACGAAGUUUCAGAUUCAGAUCAGUCGAUUACGAAGGGAUCUCGUUUUAAAUAUAAACAAAAAACAGUUACCGUUCAACUAAUAACUUAAUUCAUUCAAAGUGACUGUUAUGAUUUACUAUAUGAUUUCGUAGAAGAAACGGAUUUGAUGCAGCAAUGUAAUAAUUACAUAUAGAUUCAAUAAAAUACUUCAAGAUGAAGAAGUUAACGCCAGCUCACCGAACAUGAAAUACAUAAUCAACGAUAUUGAAGAUGAC